UUAAAUUUAGUGCGCUGGAUGUGGCGCUGUGGAUAUUUCUGAAAUUAAGAUGUUUUUCUUUAUCUUUUUAUCGUUAUGGCAGCACGCUUCAGCACGACUGAAUAUUGUCACACUAACGGCUACACGCAACUGGGGCUCCGGUGCCGAACAAAUGAUCUCUACCUUCGAAAUCGCCGCGGAACAUAUGGCCGAAAAGUACCCGGUAUUGUACGCAAAUUAUACGAAAACCGAUCUCAUGUGGGAAUUAAACGGACCAAAUAUAUGCAAAGCGGAAGGUGAUUGGCUGGUGCCAAUUAGGCUAGCUGAAUGGUAUGGCGCCAAUAAGUUCAGUGAUGAGAACGGUGUUACCAUUAUUGCCACUUCAGUUUGCAAUUGGGCGUUACCAGAUGUUUUCGACUUUGCCAGAGAACUGGAUCUCAUGAUUGUUCCAUGCGCGGCGGGUGUGGCUAUUAAUAGGCAGCGUUCGCCGAAUUCCGUCGCGAUGGCUGCAGCCUCCUACAUCAUUUUUGGCGCCGCUAUUGGGAAGAUCAUGGAUAAGUACAACUGGCGCUACUUAGCAAUUAUCAGUGAUAAUCUAACAAGACUUCAAGAAGCCGGUCGGAGUAUAUCCGAAUGCGAUGGAAUGUUCAUUGACCUACGUAAACGGGCCAUGGAGAUCCAGCAAAAAGUCUUCGCAGUUGACUCGACAGAUCCGGGGUUUUCCUUCAAAAACUCGUUGCAAGAAGCAGCGGAAUAUAGCCGAAUCAUCAUGUGCUGCACGCUCUUUGAAUCGAUGAGAAAAUUACUGGCGGAUGCGUAUGACUUGGGGAUGACCAACGGGGAUUUCGUAUUUAUGAUGUUAUAUGAAGGAGAAAUCCCAAAAGAGCCACCGAUUGAUGACUGGAAUAAGGAAGGUGAACAUGAUGUUAACGAAAAAGUCUAUCAAGCACUGGACAAUGUGCUUAACUUUCGCACACCCCAUGCCGAUUGGAAAAGGUUUAAUGAAACGUCAUGGAAAGUGAACAAAAGACGGGAAGCGAAAUUUGGCACUCCGUUUAACGAAAGUUUAAUCGUAAAUGAUUUUAUCUUCCAAUGCCACGAGGCAAUAGAAAUGGCUUCUCUGGCUAUCAAUGAAACUCUGAUGGACAUGAACAUCACAACAACGGAGGCUCUUGGUCGACAUCUACCGGUAGCCGAUAUGAUCCGUCGAAUUUCUAAUCGGACCCACGAACUCAUGUUCGAAAAUGUAACCGUAACACCGGCCAGUGACAAGGAGCCCAUCAUUUGGAUUCAGCAAUUCGACCGCGCAGUAAACCAGGCAGUGACGGUUCUACAUUACGACUAUCGAACCGAAAGCUACCCACUGGUCGAUCCCAAUCGACCCGUUAAAUGGCGCCUCGGACAUGUGCCACCUGAUCGGCCGCCCUGCGGUCUGCAUGGAGAAAAGUGCAUAAGUGGGCUCAGCAUAGGGUUAAUUGUGGGCGUCGUUACGGCGGUUGUACUUUUGACGGUUGUUGGAUUGGUUGCCUUCACUAUUUGGAAUGGUCAGCGGAAGACUAAUAUUAAGCAAACAUGGUGGAUUGUUCAUCCGACCGAUGUGGAGCAGGCCGGCAGCAUCCUCAAAGCUUCCACAGGAAAAACCAGCAUGUCGCAGAUUUCGGCAUCUACCAGACAAGGGGGUGAGAACUUUCAGCGACGUGUCGUCAUGGUGCGGGGUGUCCAGGCGGUCAAGACGCCACUCUGGUGGAACGCGCACGGUCACAAACAGCCAAGUGUCAACAGCGCCUUCAUUAACUUUCUCAACUCCAUCCGUAAACUGGAUGCACCGCAAAUUAACAAGCUUCUCGGCCUGGACAUAACCGAACUUCCGCCGGCACUGUACUACGAAUGGUGCAAACGCGGAUCGUUGGAAGAUCUGCUGCAAGCACAAGACCCGGACUGGACGCUUAAACUGUCUCUUCUACAAGAUAUGAUUCAAGGAUUACGUUACAUCCAUACAUCCGGAAUUCGAUUACACGGUAAUCUCCGCCCCACCAAGUGCCUUCUAGAUAGCCAACUGAGUCUGAAGAUCUCCGACUAUGGCCAUCAGAUUAUCAGCCGUCUCCUGUCAGGAUCGACGCUGCAGGCCAUCCAGGACUCGCGUCCCUUCUUCCCACUGCACUCCUGGAUGGCGCCGGAAGUUAUGCGCGGGCAAACGGUUCUGCAGGCCAGUGAUGUUUACGCAAUGGGAAUCAUUGUGCAGCAGAUUCUCAUGGGUUACCAAUCGUUUAAUGCGUAUGCAUUUGGAAGCACUGAGGACCUGUUAGCCGAUGAUGCGGAUUAUACUCCACCUCGACCAGAGUUCUCUGAAGUUUUGCGAAACGGAUCACUGUCGGCCUUCAUUACAAUAAUACAGCGCUGCUGGCAGGAAGACCCGACUGCACGCCCAACUAUGCUGGAUGUACAGAAAGUCUUUGCGGCGGUCACGGUUUCGGAAGGAUUAAAAGGAACGUUGAUUGAGAGGGUCCUGAAGCGGUUGGAGAAGUACAAUGCCAUACUGGAGAAGCAAGUUUUCGAAAAAACGGUUCAACUGCAACUUGAACAGCAACGGGCGGAUGAUCUUCUUAGAGAAAUGCUUCCAGAAGAAAUUGUGAGGAAACUUCGAUCUGGCAUCACUCCUGACCCGGAAUACGUGGACGAAGUCAGUGUCCUUUUCAGUGAUAUUACAGGAUUCACUGAUUUCAUCGCCGGAUGUCCACCGGAUGAGGCGCUACAUUUCCUUCACAACACUUACACGCACUUUGAUAAGGUCAUCGCUCACGUUUCAGUCUACAAACUGGAAACCAUCGGAAGCAGCUACGUGGCGGUUAGCGGUUUAGUGGAGCGGAUCGGCAGUCGGCAUGCCCAUGAAAUAUGUCGCUUGGCGGUUUUAUUACGGGAGGAAUUCUAUCGAGUCAUCGACGAUUCUCGACUGGGACUGCUGGUGGGACUGCACAGUGGGCCAGUGGCGGUGGGCGUGGUUGGGCUGAAACGACCGCGUUACUGCCUGUUUGGAGAUACGGUCAACACCGCCUCUCGAAUGGAAAGCAAUGGACUUCCUGGAAAAAUCCAUGUUAGUCCAGAUGUGGUUCCUAUUGCCGAACAGUUUGGACAUAACUUCGAGAUUCGUGGCAAAAUGGAAAUCAAGGGGAAAGGACAGAUUACCACCUACUGGUUGAACGACUAGCACCCGUUCGCACUCACCCACAGGAAAUGCUGACAGAAGCACUCACCCGCAAGAAAUGUUGGCAGAAGUUCUCUGGUAUAAUUGAUUAAAACGUUAUUUAUAUACACAAGGUUUUAUUAUUUGCAUGGCUACUCGUACGAUAAAGCCUUAAUUUUGGAGAAAACAGCAUUCUUGGAAAUUACGUAGACGCUCCUUUUGACUUUUUGCGCUGAAGUUUUCGUUUUAUCUUCUAUUCCGUACAUUUUACCUUGGAUUCGAUAAACAGAAUAUGCAACAACUAACAAGGACUGAUUACGGCGGCUGAGCAGUUUUGUUCUGUACACCAGGUUUCUUGAAAUUCGAAAGAAACAGAACAUCGGAGAAAUAUUAAUCGUAAUGUCCAUAGAAAAUAAGAAAUCAAAUUAGUUUUUCCCAUUCAUCGAGAAUAGUCAGCUUAAACGCUAAACAUAUUAUUUAUAACUUGUAAGUACCCCAUUAGCGCCUGUCGGCAUUCAAAAUUAAUGUUCCAAGCGAAAGAUCAAAGAAGAUAAUAA
Messenger RNA from Paramacrobiotus metropolitanus, 3717 nucleotides. RefSeq names its product atrial natriuretic peptide receptor 1-like. The record is from RefSeq and is a predicted model, not a curated record. Bases 50 to 3184 code for a protein of 1044 amino acids. The transcript has 19 exons. Gene Ontology annotation, biological process: protein phosphorylation; cGMP biosynthetic process; receptor guanylyl cyclase signaling pathway. Gene Ontology annotation, molecular function: peptide receptor activity; guanylate cyclase activity; ATP binding. NCBI's taxonomy places the organism in Eukaryota, Metazoa, Tardigrada, Eutardigrada, Parachela, Macrobiotidae.